AUGAAUUUUCCCUCUGACCCAGUUUGGGCGAAUCAUUCUCAAUUUGGAACUGUUCGCUCGCCGAGAGUACUAAUCCUCUCUCUCUCUAUCGUUUUCGUGAGUGCUCUAUGUGCCGCUCCAAGAUCGCUUCCCGAGGAACCUCGCUACGACGACAGGACUCCCCACAGUUUGUCAGGGCGACCGUACGCUCAAGGACGUCGUCCUCUACAUAUUUACUCGGCUCACAGCAGGCCAUCGGCUAACUAUCGAGCAUUUCCCUAUUCGCCACCCGGGGACGUGCCAAACAGGGGUAUCACCUCCCCUCCACCACAGACAACUGUGGUGGUACUUGGAGUAUUGGACCAGUACUACGUAUCAGUACUGCGCGAGUAG
Molecule: messenger RNA, 372 nt
Organism: Belonocnema kinseyi
Lineage: Eukaryota; Metazoa; Arthropoda; Insecta; Hymenoptera; Cynipidae
Exons: 3
Coding region: 1-372 (123 amino acids)
Source: RefSeq, a predicted model, not a curated record